This is a messenger RNA of Labrus mixtus (cuckoo wrasse), 1969 nucleotides long. RefSeq names its product solute carrier family 16 member 3a (gene slc16a3a). The coding region runs from base 74 to 1669 and encodes 531 amino acids. Gene Ontology annotation, molecular function: monocarboxylic acid transmembrane transporter activity. The transcript has 5 exons. Gene Ontology annotation, cellular component: membrane. Lineage: Eukaryota; Metazoa; Chordata; Actinopteri; Labriformes; Labridae. Gene Ontology annotation, biological process: monocarboxylic acid transport; transmembrane transport. The record is from RefSeq and is a predicted model, not a curated record.
AACGGCUCGUCGUCAUGAAUUUUUCUCCUGCAGCUUCUCUGCCUGCCUCCGUUAAACUCAGCCGCAGUGCAUCAUGGGAGGCGUGGCGGUGGACUCGGGUGACGGGGCGGUGAAGGCUCCAGACGGCGGGUGGGGCUGGGCGGUUUUGGCCGGGUGUUUCGUCAUCACGGGUUUCUCGUACGCCUUCCCCAAAGCGGUCAGCGUGUUCUUCAAAGAGCUGAUCAGAGAGUUCGGGGUCGGGUACAGCGACACGGCGUGGAUCUCCUCCAUCCUGCUCGCCAUGCUCUACGGCACAGGUCCUCUCUGCAGCGUGCUGGUGAAUCGGUUCGGCUGUCGUCCGGUCAUGAUGGUCGGCGGUCUCUUCGCCUCUCUGGGGAUGAUCCUGGCUUCUUUCUCCACCAGCAUCGUCCACAUCUACCUGUCCACAGGUGUCAUCACAGGUUUGGGUUUGGCGCUGAACUUCCAGCCCUCUCUGAUCAUGUUGAACCGUUACUUCAGUGAGAAGCGUCCUCUGGCUAACGGCCUCUCGGCGGCAGGAAGUCCCGUGGCUCUGUGCUGCCUCUCGCCUUUAGGACAGGUGCUGCAGUAUCAGUACGGCUGGAGGGGGGGCUUCCUCAUCCUGGGGGGGCUCCUGCUGAACUGUUGUGUGUGCGGCGCCCUCAUGAAACCUCUGCUCCCCCCGAAGACGCUCAAACUGAAGGACCCUGAACGGGACGACGAGGACGAGACAGAGAAGAAGAAGAAGAAGAAGAAGCUGCUGGACUUCUCUGUCUUCAGAGACUCGGGCUUCAUCAUCUACACGGCGGCGGCGUCCAUCAUGGUUCUGGGGCUGUUCGUGCCUCCCGUGUUCAUCGUGAGCUACGCCAAAGAGCUCGGGAACGAGGACACCAAAUCGGCUCUGCUGCUCACCGUCCUCGGCUUCAUCGACAUGUUCGCUCGGCCCGUCUGUGGCGUCGUCGCUGGCCUGAAGUGGGUCCGCCCCCGCUGUGUUUACCUCUUCAGCUUCGCCAUGAUCUUCAACGGAACCACCGACCUGAUCGGGUCGCAGGCGACGGACUACCCUUCCCUCGUGAUCUUCUGCAUCUUCUUCGGCAUCUCAUACGGGAUGGUGGGCGCUCUGCAGUUUGAGGUCCUCAUGGCGAUCGUCGGGACGGAGAAGUUUUCCAGCGCCAUCGGCCUGGUCCUGCUGAUGGAGGCCAUGGCGGUGCUGGUGGGGCCCCCGGGUGCAGGUCGGCUCCUCGACGCCACAAAGAACUACAUGUACGUCUUCCUGCUGGCGGGGAGCGAGGUGGUGCUCGCCGCCGUGGUUCUGGCCGCCUGUAACUUCAUUUUUAUCAGCAAGAAGUCUCCGACUGCCGCAGAUGAGCUGGAGGACAUCACAGUGACGGAGGACGCAAAGGCGUGCAGUGAGCCUGCAGAGAUGACCGACGAAGAGGAGAAAGGAGCGAGAGAGGAGCAAGAGAAGGAGACAAAGAAGGACGCGGAAAAGGAAGAGGAGGAGGCUAAGAAGGACGCGGAAAAGGAAGAGAAGGAGACAACGAAGGAAGGAGAGAGAGAGGAGGCCGUGAGGCCACAGAGCAUCACAGUGGACUCACAGGAAGUGGAGAGGUUCCUGAAGGAGACACAGCAGAACGGCCACGCGGCCUCCAGUCCUGAGACGGCUCUGUGAGGACGCUGGGCGACAUGAAACUUCCUUUUUUUAGAACAACUGAAGGAUGAAGAGUGACGCGAUUCAUACUAACUGGAACGCAGGCGGAAGGUUUUAGCAUCGCUACGUGUUUGCUGUGACCUGCAGGGAGUCGAAGUUAGCAAUAUGUUCUCGCUGGAUGUUUAAAUGUGGAGCUUCUUAGUGGAUAUGUGAAGAACUCUCAGUUUUAUUUUGAUGUCGCCACCAGCAAAUGAAACAAGGGAUCAUUUUGAUGACGUUCUGCAUUCUUAGUGUCAACAAAUCGUUUAAAAAGACCAGAAA